GCCACUCUCUGAUGAGUGAUUCUGCGUUUGCCUCAGAGGGCCCAAAAAGCGACCACCACAUGAUGAUGCACCCAUGGACCUUCACUUCGGUUUAUCCUACGAUGCCCCUCCUAUGUCUCGGAUCUAUGGAUAGCCAGAGCCGAUCCAGGUGAUUAUACAGCGCACUUCUUUGAUUCAGGUCCACCGAAUAGGACUUUGGGUUUGACCGACAGGCUGGGGAUGAGUGCCCCCCGACCGCCUGAUACCGACGGAGACGUCGCCGAGCGAUAUCGUGAGAAGCUCCUGGAAGAAUUUGGUUCAGUCCUGGACGAAUCUCUUAUCGUCCUGAUUGCGAAUGAGCGAGAUCUCGUGAAGGAUUAUGACGAGAUUAGGCAUAUUCUGUGCCAACUAGCGGAAUCUGCUCGCGAAGAGGCGGCCACCGGCUUUGACCCGUCAGGAUUGGGGAGCUUUGCCGACCUCGAAGAGUUUCGCCUUGACGAGACAACCAGCAGCGGCAACGGAGGAGCCGAUUCGUCAGCCGGAUAUGCCACGACGAUUUCCGUGGUCUCAGAUCAAUCUGAGAACCACAGACUCACCGAGCAGGUCAAUCUGAGCGACGAGCAGAAGGUCCAGGAACUCAAACUUGUCUUCCAAGACAGAUGGAAAGACCAUACUAUCAGAUACGUUCUGAAGCAAUGCAACGGGAACCUGGAAACAGCCUUCGACGAACUUCUUAGCCGCCAGUACCUCGAGGAGUCCGGGGAACUUCCCAAGGGAAUCGAUGGGUUUUGUAUUCCGGACGAGGACCGACAACCCGGUAAAAGCAACGCCGGCCGUGGUCAAAAGGGCAGGAAGAGAAACAAAAAGCAGGUCGUCGCCAUCACCUACGAUGCGGUGUUGCCCACUGUCGACGACGCAGAACUGGAAGGGGCGAAGGACUUCCACCAAACGGCCGGCCACCGAGGCGCGGGCCUAGUUCGGCGUCUUCCGCCGCCAUCCCGUCCACCUCUUUCCACAGUUAAGAUAACUCCGCAAUCUGGGCCGCCGUACCCACCAGCAUCCCCAUCUCCACUAUCCACCGACUUCGGCGCCUCCAACCUGCGCACCGCCGCCGCCCUCAGACGGAUGGGCCCUCUCGGGCGGCAAGGCGCCGUAGUCUACACCGAGCGGGCGAGGGAGGAGAUUCGCACAUUCCAAGCUCAGGCCUCCCUGAUGGCCGAGACGCUUGUCGCGCAGCAGAGCACCGACAGCGUGCUCGAUCUUCACGGGGUCUUCGUCAUGGACGGAGUACGAAUCGCCAAGCAGCGCGUCUGGGCCUGGUGGAACGGCCUCGGCGAGAACCGCAAAGCCCGGGCGAAGCAGCACGGCUUCACUGUUGUUACCGGCGUGGGGAAGCACAGUGCCGGGGGCGUAUCUCGUCUGCGGCAGGCUGUCGGCGCGUACCUGAAGAACGAUGGAUGGAAGGCGGAGACCUUGACGGGCAGUUUCUAUGUCACGGGCCGGGUAUGACGUGAUGUCACAUCUGUUUGGGGACGGCGUUCUUGGCAUCUGCGGUGUGGUGUGGCAUGGUUUGAACUUGACCGGGACCGGCGUUGGAUAUUGGUGCGUGAUGGACGAUAUCACUAUGGAGAGAUACCUUGUGUUUUCUGGAUGCCAUUUUCGUGUCGAUCUUAGGAUUCAUGGGAGAGACCUGCAAGUUUACCUAUGGAGGCGUACGGACAUGUGCCAGAGUUCCCAAAUUCAUAGAAAGGAGGAUUGAUUUGUAUACGGAGGGGAAUACCUCCUCUACCAACGUGUACCAGCUAUGAUUAAUUCAUCAGGGACAUGCCCGACUUUCUGCCUCC
Messenger RNA from Chaetomium strumarium, 1823 nucleotides. RefSeq lists its product as uncharacterized. The record is from RefSeq and is a predicted model, not a curated record. Gene Ontology annotation, molecular function: ubiquitin binding; endonuclease activity. Lineage: Eukaryota; Fungi; Ascomycota; Sordariomycetes; Sordariales; Chaetomiaceae. The transcript has 2 exons. The coding region runs from base 220 to 1488 and encodes 422 amino acids. Gene Ontology annotation, cellular component: nucleus.